AUGGCUAUAGAUGCCGACGAUGAGCGACCUCUCCUCGCACCAUCGACCUCGUCCACUCCAUCAACAAGCCCAAAACCUCUAUUUCAGAACGAGGAAGCAUCGCAUGGAACGACCGAUGAAGGCAUUUUCCGCUCGAUAGAAGAUGAUGUUCUUCCCGAAACCUCCGUCUUAGGCCGCACAAUCAGCUGGCCUAGCGCCUAUAUUCUCGUUAUCUCCAGCGUCAUUGGAAGCGGCAUCUUCGCGACACCUGGCGUAAUUGUAAAGUCUGUUGGCAGCAUUGGUCUCAGUUUGACUUUGUGGGUGGUUGGUGCCAUCAUCGCUGCCUGCUCACUUGCAGUCUCACUGGAAUACGGGAUUUUCAAGCCGGAAGGUGAGGGUGACAGACGAAGCCAUUUUCCAAAAGGAGAUGACCUUUGGAAGGAUACCGAGUGGGGCUGGGGUGUCAUUUCGACAACGCUGUUCAAGGUAUUCUACUCAUAUGCAGGACUCAGCAACAUCAACAACGUCAUGAACGAGGUGAAGAACCCGAUCAGAACACUAAAGUCGGUGUCGGUCUCUGCGCUAGUUACAGCAAGUGUCUUGUACUUGCUGGUCAACAUUGCAUAUUUCACCGUGGUACCGCUUGACGAGAUUAGAGAGAGCAAAGAAUUGAUUGCGGCACUCUUUUUUGAGCGAAGCUUCGGACCAAACCUUGGAAAAACAAUUCUACCCCUGGCCGUAGCGCUCUCUAGUGCGGGAAAUGUUAUGGUUGUUACGUUCGCUUUGAAGUCGAAGAAUAUCCUGGAACCGUCUUUUCUCUGGCAACUUCAAUCGGUCUACUUUGGCUACGAUACAAGCGACCAGAUUUAA
Molecule: messenger RNA, 849 nt
Organism: Pyrenophora tritici-repentis Pt-1C-BFP
Lineage: Eukaryota; Fungi; Ascomycota; Dothideomycetes; Pleosporales; Pleosporaceae
Source: RefSeq, a predicted model, not a curated record